Panicum hallii is the source of this 2336-nucleotide messenger RNA. RefSeq lists its product as uncharacterized. NCBI's taxonomy places the organism in Eukaryota, Viridiplantae, Streptophyta, Magnoliopsida, Poales, Poaceae. The coding region runs from base 318 to 1958 and encodes 546 amino acids. The record is from RefSeq and is a predicted model, not a curated record. The transcript has 5 exons. Gene Ontology annotation, biological process: protein transport.
AGUACAUGUUUCCAAAGCAUGAUAAUUCUGAUCCGGCUGAGCUGGACCAGAAAUCAACCUGUACAAAACUUGGAGCCUACCCAAUUCCCAAAGAAGAAAAAAACAAGCAUCAUUGGCUGCCCAGCAGCGCAAGCACAAUGUUUGCCCGUCCAGAGCAAACUCCGUAGUCCACAAGCAAGUCAGGUUUCUUCGCCACAGAGCACCAAUCCUGAGACCACUAUAAAGAGUGGGGGAAGAAGAAACAGGGCACCGCCAGUUCGCCGUCACAGCACACCAACCGAACACCACCGUUCGCAGCAGCCAGCGGGCCAGUCGUCAUGGGCCUCUUCGGCAAGAGCACCUCCAAGCAGACCGCCAAGCUCAAGUCCCUGGUCAAGCUCGCCGCCGCGCGCCUCGCCGUCGUCCGCCGCCCGCGCCUCGGCCGCCGCUCCAUCGCCCGCAGCGACGUCGGGCAGCUCCUCUCCAUCGGCCACCUCGACCGCGCGCUCCUCCGCGCGGAGCAGGUAAUCGAGGAGGACAACAUGCUGGAGGCGCUGGACGUCAUCGAGCUCUACUGCAAAAUCCUCAUCGAGCAGGCCGCGCAGCUGGAAAAACCCAAGGAAUGCAGCGAGGAGAUCAAGGAGGCGGCGGCGGGGCUGAUGUUCGCCUCCGCGCGGUGCGGCGAGCUUCCCGAGCUGCUGGACGCGCGCGGCAUCCUGGCGGACAAGUUCGGCCGGGACUUCGCCGCGGCGGCCAAGGAGGGCGCCCUCGGCGUCGUCGACCCCACGUUGGUGCGGAAGUUGUCUGGCGAGAGGGCGAGCUUGGAGCAGAAGAGGAGGUUGGCCAAGGAGAUCGCCGCCGAGAACGACAUCUUGCUGGAGUUCCCUGAGAACCCAGUGGAUAUUCACCAAGCUGGUCGCACAACCUCACGGACCAACGGGCAUAGAGAAAGGGAACAGUCGAGGAAUGCCCCAGCCAGAGAAUCUGUCCAGAAGAGUGCGGUCAAGACGGAUCGUCCUGAGGUGCAGCGGACGCAGAGGUCUGUAGAGGGCAAGGUGAACCCGAGCCUUGCUCAGCUGAGCGUGGAUGAGAAGGUGUCGAGGGAAUCCAAAAAAUACCUCGACGCCAGGAUGGCGGCGGAGGCGGCCUUCGCAUCCGCGUCGUUCGCCGCGAUGGCCGCCCGGGCUGCCGUCGAGCUGUCUCGGUCGGAGUCCCAGGGGAAGGGAUCGAGGGGCGGUGGCUACGACAAGGUGGCCCCAGUGCUGACCGCGGCGGCAACGGAGCAAGGGACGGCGCCGCCGUCGUGGAGGCCGCAGAAGUCCCCAUCGCCGUCGCCCUCGUGGAGCGACAGGAGCACGGUGACCUCGGUCGGGUCGGACGCGGUGCACAAGGGGAAGGAGGUCGUGUUCGACCAGAGCGACGAGGAACUGGAGGACGAAGUCUGGCCGCCGCCGCCGCCGCCGCAGCUGCGCCGGCCAUCCUACAGGAGGGCGGCCUCCACGGUGGGCACGGGCGUCAGCUCCGGCGCCGGCCCGUGGCACGGGAACGCCGACACACGGCCGUUCCAGGACGGCGCGCCUGAGAACAACAACCCGCCGCACAGGAGGCACGCCACGGAGUUCGCCGGCGGGAACGGUCACGCGCACGCGCUCCACGACGCCCUGGGCGGCCAACGCGGGCAGUACGUGACCCCGCCGUACAGGAGGAACCCGGCGGCCAGCACGGGCGGGAACAGCGUCGCCGCCGCCGCCGCCGCCGGCGUGUACGAGAGCUCGGCGUACGUGCACCAGCCGUACGCGAGGGUCGUGUCGGCGCUGGAGCGCAGCAACGAGCACAUCGCGCGGCACGAGGAGGUGCGCCGGAUCGGAACGGACGCGCGGGUGCUCCAGGAGCGAGUGUACGGCGCCGCGGCGCCGGGGCAGGGGCACGGCCCGCUGAACCCGGACAGGAGGGCCAUCUCGGUGCGCACGCGGCGAUGAGCGUGCUCCGCGGUCGCGGCAUCGCAGUUCAAUUCGUGGCCACUCGUCAUUCGUCGGUUCAGACUGCAGGGCAGGGUUGGAAUUGGAAUGGUAGCUGAAUUCCCGGCGCAGGAAAUCGGGUCCGUUGCUUCGCCGGCAGAGUGGCGGUUUCAGCGGUUUCCUGCCUCUGGAAAUGGAAACGGAAGUAGAUUUUUGCUAGAACUGAAGCAUUGUUCAUGGAGCUGAAUACGGGUAUGCAUGAUUAGGUGGCCUUUUGUACAGAGGAAGGGUCGUCGAGUAUUGAGCUGUGAUUAACUGAGUUGUUUUCUGUAAAAAGUGAGGAAUUUUUGUAUCCUAGAUGUUCCUAAGCUUCAAUUCUUUCUGCUCCAGCAUUGAGAA